GUAUACCUGGAAAGAAUCUUACUUUGGUGUAUGAACCAGAAAUGGCUGCGGUUUGGUUUGUGCAUGACAAUAAGACGGAAAUUCCUCCUAGGACCAAGUUCAUUCUCCUAGAUCUAGGAGGUGGAACUAUUGACAUUACUGUUCAAGAGGUGCUACAGAACAACAGAAUCCGACAAUUAAUGCCUGCAAAGGGAGUUGCAUGUGGUGGUACGAAACUUGAUGAAUGUUUAACUCAGAAAAUCGAGAAAAUAUUUGCCAACAAUAUUGAAAUGUUUCGCAGGAAUGAGCCAAAAAAAUAUGUAAAACACCAAAGGAAUAUAGAAUUUAUGAAAAGAAGUUAUGGCAGGUCAAAAGGAAAUUUCAUUUUAAAUGUCUCCAAAAAAUUAAGUAGAUCGGAGAUAGAACAGUCUAUAACAAUUUCAGAGGAAGAAUACAAAACUUUCUUAGACCCAAUAUUGGAGAAAAUUGAUAACAAAAUCAUGGAAAUCGAAAAGAUAUGUAAGCAGGUUUCUUACCUUGUGCUUAUCGGAGGAUUUUCGAUAGACGCACGAAUAAGAGGACACUUCCUUGAGAACUAUUCAAAAUACGUUGUGAAAACCCCAGGAAAUCCAGAUCUAGCUGUCUUGAAUGGAGCAGUACUUUUCGGACAGCACGAAUCGCUCGUUACUGAAAGAGUGUGUAAAUGUACUUAUGGGUUCGCAGUUUUUAAGAAAUUUGACGAAACUCAUAAUAUUGAAAAGAAACAUAAAAGAGGAGGAUUUACUAUGGCGAAGGAUUGCUUCAAGGUUGUGUAUAAAAAGGGAGAAAGAGUAUCAACGGAUGGUAAAUCUUUUAAGGAAAUUCCGGUGUUUGAUGAAUUCGGAGCUGAUAGGGUUGAUAAACGCAAGGAGCCCAUAGUUAUACACAUUUUCUCAUCUGAAGAAGAAAAUCCUCAGUAUACGGAUGACCCAUCUUGCAAAAAACUGUGUGAAAUGAAAAUGAAUCCCCCUGGAGGCGAAUGGCCCGUGAGGGUGGAGGGAAAAGUCAGGUUCAGAGUAGCGGGAACUGAAUUUGAAGGAGAGCUUUAUGACAUUCAAAAUGUUCAACAAGAUAAAUGUGUUUUUGAAUAUUUGAUUUGAU
Saccostrea cuccullata (small rock oyster) is the source of this 1119-nucleotide messenger RNA. Its product is annotated as heat shock 70 kDa protein 12A-like. The transcript is spliced from 2 exons. NCBI's taxonomy places the organism in Eukaryota, Metazoa, Mollusca, Bivalvia, Ostreida, Ostreidae. Gene Ontology annotation, molecular function: ATP binding; ATP-dependent protein folding chaperone. The record is from RefSeq and is a predicted model, not a curated record. Bases 42 to 1118 code for a protein of 358 amino acids.